Hansenula ciferrii is the source of this 1206-nucleotide messenger RNA. RefSeq names its product CREB-regulated transcription coactivator 2. The transcript has a single exon. NCBI's taxonomy places the organism in Eukaryota, Fungi, Ascomycota, Saccharomycetes, Phaffomycetales, Wickerhamomycetaceae. The record is from RefSeq and is a predicted model, not a curated record. The coding region runs from base 1 to 1206 and encodes 401 amino acids.
AUGGGUUCAUCAACAACUACAAAUCCAAAUUCUUAUGUUGGUAUUGAUAUUGAUAAUAUGAUUAAAGGUAAAUUUAAAAAGACAAUCUUAAGAAGAGAUUCAGAUAAUUCUGCAUUUAGACCAAGUCAACAACAGCAAUCACAACAACCACAAUCACAAUCACAACCAACCACACCAAUAGAUCAAAAUGAAUUAAUUUCAAUAACAAGACCUCCACCAAGAACUAAAGAUGAUGAAAGUAUAUUCAUAAAUACUGGUGUCAUAACCCCCAUUGCAGUGGAAUCACCACCAAAAUUAAGUAGAAAAACAACAAAUGGUAGUACUGGGUAUGGUAAAACUUCUGCAUCUGCUCAAUAUUUCCCAACUGGUGAUGAGACACCAUAUUCUUAUGCUCCAAGUAUUCAUUCCAAUAAAUCUUAUAAAUCAGAAGCAAGAGCUUCAAAUAAUGUUGAAGAUUUCAUUGAUGGUUUAAAUAUUGGUAUGAUUGGUGAUUUCCUCAAAAAGAUAAUGAAUAUAAUUUGGGAUAAAUUACAAAAAUCUCCAUAUAUAAAUACAGAAAAUGAUGGGAAAUUACAUUUACAAAGUUUUUUCGUUGGUAUUAUAAUGACUUCUAUUGUGGUUAUGGUUCAACCUUAUUUAGUUGGUUAUUUAGAUUCAUGGAUUGUUUUAUUAGGUAGAUUAUUUAAACAUUUAAUGGCUUGGGUUAUGGUUGCAGGUGUAUUAUCAUAUGUUUUCAAGACCAAAAAGAAUGAUGAUGAUGAUUCAAGAUCAAAUAAUUUUGACCAAAUGACAGUGAAGACUAAUAAAACAAGAUCUUCAUCACCUACUAAAUCUUUUAAGUCUAAAAAAACUCAUCGAGAUCGGCCCAAUCUUGCAAAGCAUCAAAUCCCAUCAUUAAUUGAUCCUACAUUACCACAAUCAAAUCAAGAAUUAAAUCAAAUUACAACAAAUAAGUCAAUGAAUCAAGAUCAAUUAAUGUUGAUGAAUAUAACUGAACAAACUCAGGAAGAUGAAUUUGAAAGAUUUGAAAAUAAUGGAAUACCAACUCAAUUAUCAGAUGGAUUCCCACAAGAUCAUAUGGUUCCAAAUAAUAAUUAUAAUGAAUUUAUGAAAAUUGCAAUUGAAAAAGAUCAACAACAUCAACAAUAUAAUAAAUUUAUUGAUGAUAAUAGAAAAGGUAUUAAAAAAAUGGUUAAAGUUGGUUAA